AUGGACAACACAACCACUAUUAACGACUUUAUACUUCUGGGACUUUUUGAACUGGAUACAUUUGGUUAUUUCUUUAGUGUCUUUUUUAUUGUUGUAUAUUUAGGAAUAAUUCUUCUCAGCAGCCUCAUUGCGUACAUUGUACGGACAGAAAAAAGCCUUCAUGAACCCAUGUACAUUCUCAUAUGUAAUCUGGUCCUUAAUGGAAUUUUCGGGAGCACCUCAAUCUUCCCAAAGCUGAUUGUGGACUUGAUAACCUCAUCAAAAAACAUUAGCCGCGUCUCCUGCCUUGUACAGAUUCAGUGUGUGACCACAUACAUCUUUUUUGAGAUCUCCACAUUUGCUGUCAUGGCUUAUGACCGAUAUCUUGCGGUCUGCCAUCCCUUACAAUAUGUCAACUUGAUGUCGCUUGAGAUGCUCUUGAAGCUCAGCAUUGGGUCUUUGGUCUUCUGCAUCCUCGCAGUUUUAGUAGCCGUGCUCCUCUCAGCCAGAUUGCCUCUUUGUGGAAGACACAUCAAGAGUGUUUUCUGUGACAAUGUGUCAUUUUUUGUUUUGUCCUGUGUAGACUCUUCGGUGAACAAUCUUUAUGGCACAACUAUAACUGUGGCCUACUUGUGUGUUUUGCUGCUUGUCAUUUUUUAUUCCUAUAUCCGAAUAUUUGUGACAUGUUGGACCGUUUCCAAAGAGGCCCAUAAAAAAGCCAUUCACACUUUGCUGACACACGUAAUUAACUUCUCGAUAUUCCUUAUGGGACUUUUAUUUGUCUUUAUUCGGCACAGGCUUGGCAGCAAUGGCCUCUCUCUCUCCAUCCACACUCUACUCUCUUUAUGUCUAGUGGUGGUUCCACCAAUUGCCAAUCCCUUCAUAUAUGGGGUGAGGACUAAAGCUUUACGAGACAAAAUUGGCCACUUUUUGCAAAGUAAAAAUGUUUUCUAA
Molecule: messenger RNA, 933 nt
Organism: Rana temporaria (common frog)
Lineage: Eukaryota; Metazoa; Chordata; Amphibia; Anura; Ranidae
Product: olfactory receptor 52E2-like
Exons: 1
Coding region: 1-933 (310 amino acids)
Biological process (GO): G protein-coupled receptor signaling pathway
Cellular component (GO): membrane
Molecular function (GO): olfactory receptor activity; G protein-coupled receptor activity
Source: RefSeq, a predicted model, not a curated record